AUGCAAUCACGUGCGAAUAUUAAUAAAUUUGAAAAAUAGAAAAUUAAGAAAUUUGCAUUGUAUUUCUUUUUGCACUAUAUAUCAUUUGUUGUCACUGUAUUUAAAAAAAAAUUGAACUGCUCUUAGCCAAUCAUUUCAUGCUUAUUAUUAUUCAGAUAUAUAGCGACCAUAUCUUUUACACUGCAACUAUUCAUUUGAUAUACAUGUGUACUGAUUCAUAACUAAUAUCUUACUAAAUUUCGCAGAUUUUGGACUCUCCCUCAGAAACAACAAAGGAUGUUCCAAACGUUGCUGUCAAAAUUAAAAUAUUGGAACAUGCUGGUCCUGUUGUUAACUUGAGGACACUUCGCAACAAAUACAACUCAAGCAGCAGACCAGCAAAGGAUGUAAUUGAAGAUGCAAUGGCGGAUCUGCAAGAUGAAGGGCUAGGUGAUUUUGUCAACAAUGGCAACCUUUCUGGAUUCAUAAAACAGGUGCCCACCGAGGUACAGCCGGAGAGUUUGACACCAUACAAAUUGUCGACUGAGGAAUAUACCAGCAUGUACUGUCGUAAGAAUUACGACUUACCCAAUAACCUCCGGAGGUUAUUGCUAUCAAAAAGUAAUUUGGAAGAAAAUGUAGCCAAUUAUUUCGACGAAGAAGAAAAAGAAAACAUUCCCACUUGUUAA
Messenger RNA from Paramuricea clavata, 668 nucleotides. The record is from the annotation of a GenBank genome assembly. NCBI's taxonomy places the organism in Eukaryota, Metazoa, Cnidaria, Anthozoa, Malacalcyonacea, Plexauridae.